Molecule: messenger RNA, 2641 nt
Organism: Musa acuminata AAA Group (dessert banana)
Lineage: Eukaryota; Viridiplantae; Streptophyta; Magnoliopsida; Zingiberales; Musaceae
Product: 5-methyltetrahydropteroyltriglutamate--homocysteine methyltransferase 2-like
Exons: 14
Coding region: 155-2455 (766 amino acids)
Molecular function (GO): 5-methyltetrahydropteroyltriglutamate-homocysteine S-methyltransferase activity; zinc ion binding
Source: RefSeq, a predicted model, not a curated record
GUUGGCUGGUGUGAUAUAGAGAAUCUGACUGCUGUGUCACUUCUCGCCACUAUAAAUACUCCCCGCUGAUCUCCUCUCACCCUCGCGCUCCUUUGCCAUCCUCUGCUCUUGUGCCGUUCUCUGCGACCGCUUCAUCAGCCGCCCUACGAGAAAGAUGGCCUCACACAUUGUUGGAUAUCCUCGCAUGGGUCCUAAGAGAGAGCUCAAGUUUGCAUUGGAAUCCUUUUGGGAUAAGAAGAGUAGUGCCGAUGAUUUGCAAAAGGUUGCAACUGAUCUCAGGCAUUCCAUUUGGAAGCAAAUGGCUGGUGCUGGGAUCAAACACAUUCCUAGCAAUACCUUCUCUUACUAUGAUCAAGUGCUUGAUACCACGGCAAUGCUUGGUGCUGUUCCUGAGAGGUACAAUUUCACUGGUGGAGAGAUUGGGUUCGAUACCUAUUUCUCUAUGGCCAGGGGAAAUGCCUCUGUGCCUGCUAUGGAGAUGACCAAGUGGUUUGACACCAACUAUCACUUCAUUGUUCCUGAGUUGGGUCCAACCACAAAGUUCUCCUACUCUUCUCACAAGCCAGUGUCUGAAUACAAGGAGGCAAAGUCUCUCGGAAUUGAGACAGUUCCGGUGCUUAUUGGUCCUGUGACUUAUUUGUUGCUCUCAAAACCUGCUAAAGGUGUUGAGAAAUCAUUUUCGCCUCUGACACUUCUUGGAGAUAUUCUGCCAAUUUACAAGGAAGUUAUCACUGAGCUGAAGGCAGCUGGCGCUUCAUGGAUUCAGUUUGAUGAGCCAACCCUUGUAAAGGAUCUUGAGUCCCACCAAUUGGAAGCAUUUACAAAGGCCUACACAGAACUAGAAUCAUCAUUGUCUGGCUUAAAUGUGCUUGUAGAGACAUACUUUGCUGAUGUACCUGCAGAAGCCUACAAGACCAUCACUGCAUUGAAGAGUAUCUCAGGUUUUGGAUUUGAUCUUGUGCGUGGAACCAAGACACUUGACUUGGUCAAAAGUGUAGGCUUCCCUGCUGGCAAGUAUCUUUUUGCUGGAAUUGUGGAUGGAAGGAACAUCUGGGCUAAUGAUCUUGCAUCCUCUCUCAGUACACUGCAGGCUCUUGAGGCCAUUGUUGGCAAAGACAAGCUUGUUGUCUCGACUUCAUGCUCUCUCAUGCACACUGCCGUUGACCUUAUCAAUGAAACAAAAUUGGAUAGUGAGAUUAAGUCUUGGCUUGCUUUUGCGGCACAAAAAGUGGUCGAAGUGAAUGCAUUGGCAAAAGCAUUGGCUGAUCAGAAAGAUGAGGCUCUCUUCUCGGCAAAUGCCGCCGCUCAGGCUUCAAGAAAGUCAUCUCCUAGGGUGACCAAUGAAGAAGUUCAGAAGGCUGCUGCUGCUUUGAAGGGCUCCGACCAUCGCAGAGCUACAAAUGUUAGUGCCAGGCUAGAUGAACAACAGAAGAAGCUAAACCUUCCAAUUCUGCCUACGACCACAAUAGGUUCAUUCCCACAGACAAUGGAUCUUCGAAGAGUCCGACGUGAAUACAAGGCAAAUAAAAUCUCUGAGGAGGAGUACGUGAAGGCCAUCAAAGAGGAAAUUAACAAAGUUGUCAAGAUCCAAGAAGAACUUGACAUUGAUGUCCUGGUCCAUGGAGAGCCUGAGAGAAACGACAUGGUUGAAUACUUUGGGGAACAGUUAUCCGGCUUUGCAUUCACAGUCAAUGGCUGGGUGCAAUCUUAUGGGUCUCGAUGUGUUAAGCCUCCCAUCAUUUAUGGCGAUGUUAGUCGUCCCAAAGCGAUGACUGUCUUCUGGUCCAAAAUGGCUCAGAGUAUGACUGCUCGCCCAAUGAAGGGAAUGUUGACUGGCCCUGUCACAAUUCUUAACUGGUCAUUUGUUAGGAAUGACCAACCAAGGUUUGAGACUUGCUAUCAGAUUGCUCUUGCCAUCAAGAAAGAAGUUGAGGAUUUGGAAGCUGCUGGUAUUCAGGUUAUUCAGAUUGAUGAAGCAGCUUUAAGAGAAGGCCUUCCUCUUCGCAAGUCGGAGCAGGCUUUCUAUUUGGAUUGGGCUGUCCACUCCUUCAGAAUCACCAACUGCGGUGUCCAAGAUACCACUCAAAUUCACACCCACAUGUGUUAUUCUAACUUCAACGACAUCAUUCAUUCCAUCAUCGAUAUGGAUGCCGACGUGAUCACAAUCGAGAAUUCACGCUCUGAUGAGAAGCUUCUCUCUGUGUUCCGUGAGGGAGUGAAGUAUGGUGCUGGUAUUGGUCCCGGGGUGUAUGACAUCCACUCUCCCAGGAUACCAUCCACAGAAGAGAUUGCCGAUCGCAUCAACAAAAUGCUUGCUGUUCUUGAGACCAACAUUCUCUGGGUUAACCCCGACUGCGGGCUCAAAACCCGCAAAUAUGCCGAAGUCAAGCCUGCUCUUACCAACAUGGUUUCUGCGGCCAAGAUUCUUCGCACCCAACUUGCCAGCGCCAAGUGAUGACUGACCAACCUAAGCUAAUCAAGAAUUCUCUACUUUUGUCCAAUAAUAUUAAUCCGAGUUGUGUCGAGCCGUGCUGGUUGUAGGGAUAUCAGGUUUAUGUUUUAUUAGUUCUUCUAUUUGCCUAAGUUGUCUUGUGGACUUUCCUACAUUUGAAAUCCAACAGAAAUGAGAUUGUGGGUGUGA